Molecule: messenger RNA, 303 nt
Organism: Caenorhabditis remanei
Lineage: Eukaryota; Metazoa; Nematoda; Chromadorea; Rhabditida; Rhabditidae
Exons: 2
Coding region: 1-303 (100 amino acids)
Source: RefSeq, a predicted model, not a curated record
AUGGACGAUAAUUCUGCUGAAAACUCGAUGAAUUCAAGCAUAUCCUAUUAUGAGAAUCUCACAAAAUUCCUCCAACCAAACUUCAUUGUUAUGGUACCGAAAGGAGAAACUAGCGAACAUAUCAGUCAGACUUGGUCUAUGGUCAAUAUGAUUACUUCCAAUUCUGUGGUAAUUGCGGCCCUAUGCAUCUUUGUAUUUCUCAUCAUGAUGAGUAGUUGUGCUGACGUAUGGCUUACACCAAUCGCGGAAAGAGUAGAACGUUUCUUCAAAAAACCACGAAAGACUGAAAAUUCUAUCCCUUAA